Psylliodes chrysocephalus is the source of this 1993-nucleotide messenger RNA. The record is from the annotation of a GenBank genome assembly. NCBI's taxonomy places the organism in Eukaryota, Metazoa, Arthropoda, Insecta, Coleoptera, Chrysomelidae.
UCCAGUAUAACCUAUAAUUACUACAUUUUAUUUGUCAAUAAUAAUAAUAAAUAAGUUAGUUUAUAAUUAAUAUUUACAAAUUAAAAAAUGGAUGAUAGUGGUCCAUCUUCAAAGAGGUAUAGGCGUGAAGAAAAUAGUAAUUCAGAAUCAGAUGAUGAUUAUGUUCCUUAUGUACCUGUUAAAGAAAGAAAGAAGCAGCAGUUAUUAAAAUUAGGCCGCCUAGGGCAGCUUAAAGAAGCUGAACAAUCAAAACCAAAAUCUUCAAGUGAAAAUGAAACGAAUGAAGAUGAAGAAGAAGAUGAGGUUUGGGGAAGGAAAAACAAUAUCCCUUUACUUGAUCAACAUACUGAGCUCAGGAAGUUGGCUGAAGCCAAAAAGGUAAGUGCAGUGGAGAAACAACUCAAGAAGGAAGAGGAAAUUUUGGAAAUUGUAGCUGAAAAGAAAGCUUUGAUGGGUGUUUCAGAAUUAGCUAAAGGAAUACAAUAUAUAGAUCCUAUAAAAACAAGUUGGCGUCCACCUCGUUAUGUUCUACAAAUGCCUCCUAGUCGACAUGAAAAUUUAAGAAACAGUCUUAGAAUAUUAGUUGAAGGAGAAGAAAUUCCCCCACCUCUAAAGUCUUUUAAAGAAAUGAAGUUGCAUGAUGGUAUAAUUGCUGGUCUCAAAGAAAGAAACAUAAAGAAGCCAACUCCCAUACAAAUUCAAGGAAUACCUACAGUAUUAUCAGGAAGAGAUAUGAUAGGCAUAGCUUUCACAGGUUCUGGUAAAACCCUUGUUUUUGUCUUACCUUUAAUAAUGUUCUGCACGGAACAAGAAAUCAAACUACCAUUUAUUAAAAAUGAAGGCCCAUAUGGAUUGAUUAUUUGCCCAUCUAGAGAAUUGGCUAAACAAACUUAUGAUAUUAUACAACAUUAUUCCAUUAGUUUAAGUAAACAUGGCAUGCCCUUGAUAAGAAGUUGUUUAGCUAUUGGGGGUGUUCCUGUAACAGAAGCUAUUGAAGUUAUUCAGAAGGGUAUUCAUAUAAUGGUUGCAACCCCUGGGCGUUUAAUGGACAUGUUAGAAAAGAAAAUUGUAAAAUUGACAGUUUGUAGAUAUUUAUGUAUGGAUGAAGCAGACAGAAUGAUAGAUUUAGGUUUUGAAGAGGAUGUCAGAACAAUUUUUUCCUAUUUUAAUGGUCAAAGACAGACGUUACUUUUUUCUGCAACUAUGCCAAAGAAAAUCCAAAAUUUUGCAAGAUCGGCAUUGGUAAAACCAAUAACAAUUAACGUAGGUAGAGCAGGAGCUGCUUCCAUAAAUGUUGAACAGGAAGUGGAAUAUGUUAAACAAGAAGCCAAAAUUGUAUAUUUGUUGGAGUGUUUACAAAAAACUCCACCGCCUGUAUUAAUUUUUGCAGAGAAAAAACAGGAUGUGGAUGCUAUACAUGAGUAUUUGCUUUUAAAAGGUGUUGAAGCUGUUGCCAUUCAUGGUGGAAAAGACCAAGAAGAGCGUUCCAGAUCUGUAGAAGCGUUUAGAAAACAAGAAAAAGACGUAUUAGUAGCUACUGAUGUAGCUUCUAAAGGAUUAGAUUUUCCUGAUAUUCAACAUGUUAUAAAUUACGAUAUGCCUGAUGAUGUUGAAAAUUAUGUUCAUAGAAUUGGUCGUACAGGUAGAUCAGGAAAUAAAGGAUUGGCAACGACAUUUAUAAACAAAUCCAAUGAUGAAUCUGUACUACUCGAUUUGAAACAUUUACUAAUGGAAGCUAAACAGAAGGUCCCGACGUUCUUGGCAGAACUGUGCUCUGAAAGUGAAAAAUACCUCGCUCUUGGGGGCGAACAUGGAUGCAGUUAUUGUGGUGGUUUGGGACACAGAAUUACAGACUGUCCUAAAUUGGAAGCCCUACAAAACAAACAAGCUUCUAAUAUUGGAAGGAGAGACUAUUUGGCCAACACUGCUGCUGAUUAUUAAUAAAAUAAUAUUAAUGUGUACAUGCGUGAUAUUUUUAAAAUAAUUUUAAUUU